Candidozyma duobushaemuli is the source of this 2412-nucleotide messenger RNA. RefSeq names its product KH domain-containing protein. Lineage: Eukaryota; Fungi; Ascomycota; Pichiomycetes; Serinales; Metschnikowiaceae. Gene Ontology annotation, molecular function: RNA binding. The transcript has a single exon. The coding region runs from base 1 to 2412 and encodes 803 amino acids. The record is from RefSeq and is a predicted model, not a curated record.
AUGCUGAACUCAAGCAAUGAAGUCGACCAGCAAUGCCAAUUGAACUUCACGAUACAUUUAGCUUCGAGACGUACUGUCAUUGGACCCAGAGGAAGAACAAUUAAGGCCAUUUCCAAACAAAACAACGUGAGCAUCAAGGUUAUAAGGAAGUUGAGACGCUGGCCACGCAAGCACGAAGACAGUGCUUCAAUUACGUCAUACCAUAAGUUCGCUUAUUUUGGCUUACCAACAAACUACGGAGCUUAUUGCAUCGAUGUGGAUGUCAUAAUCAAAGGAACGAGAAGUGGUUGCGAAGAGGCAAAGGAGCAAGUGCUCAGACUCGCAGAGGAGGGGGCUUCCAAUGUUUACGUUGCAGAAUUAGAAUUAGAAGAAGACAGAGCAAAGUUCAUGAUUGGGAAGACAAAUCUGCUUCAGGCAAAAUAUCCCAAUCUUCUGAUUCAAGACCAUGUAAGCCUGGAUGGAAUAUUAUGCCUGGAUGGAAAAUGUGUCUAUAUAAAAGGCACCAAGCUGAAAGUGCUAGAAGCCGCAGAAGAGUUAAAACGGAUCCAGGCCAGAAUUGUGGAAGAAACAACCGUGUUGGAGGUUAAGACUCCUAAGGACACUCUGUAUAUGAUAUGUUUAGACGCAAACUUAUCGCCUUAUUAUGGAGAAAUUUCUGUGAGGACAAACGAGCACGAUAUCACCAUUUGCGGGAUUUUGGAGAAAGCUAAAGAGGUUGAAGCGGCACUCUCAGAAGCUGCUUCAAGAUAUACCACUGAGGUUAUCAAAGUCCCCGAAUUCAUUCCCGGAAACGCAUCUCAUACCAGACCAAUACUAAAUCUCCUUUGGAGUCAAGUGUUGAAACCGAAAUAUUGGGGCAAAGUGGCAGUGGCUUUUGACGAGCCGUACCUUGAAAUCAGAGGCAAGAAGGAAAUCGUGGAAACUUUCAAGCAGCUUGCGAUGUCGACGUUUGAGAAAACCACACCGCAGAUUGUGACAAUUGUACCAGGAGAUUACCGUAGAAUCCGGCGUUACGACAAAACAUACAAGCUUGGCGACCUUGCCGAAGCGAAUGACAUUUUAUACCGUUUUGAUCGAGAGAACGCCUACCUUAUAGAUGCAUCUAUUGCAACGGGUGAAAAGAAGGAAGGAUUUGAGUCUCGUCUGGAUGCAUUUAGGAGCCACAUAGUUGGGUGGACGGAGUUUCUCGAGUCCAUGGAAACCGUAACCGUGAAUGUUGGUCAACUUCAGCAGUAUAUGUUUGGUAUGUUAGGAGGCCCUAAUAAAUCGUCCAUUUUUCUUGAUCACUUGAAGGGACGCCCUGGUGAACUUUCACUUGUUGGAUGGCAUAAAAUUAGGCUCGAAGGCCCACCUGAUGCUGUUCAAGGCGCCAAGGAAGAAAUGGAAAAAAUGGUGGAGGAUGUUGAAAAUGGUACGUUUCGAGCUCACGAGCGCACGGUUAUGGUACCUUCAAAACUUCUUACAGCUCUCAUUGGAAAGAAUCGAGAAAUCUGGCGAGGAACGAGGAUUGGAACCCGUGUACACUUAAGGAUAAUAGAUCAGGGGAAAGGGACAAGAUCUCAGGAAUUAGUGGACGAAGAUUCCGAAACUCCCAUUGUGAUCAGUGGAAUCAAGUACGACGUGAACAAUGCUGUGAGUCGGAUUCUCGGCAGUGUCGAGGAACUCAGUGAUAGGAAAGUUGUCAGGAUAAAAAUUGGUGCCACUUAUCAUAGAAGAAUAGUCGGCAGAAACUAUUCCCACAGAAACAAGAUUGAAAAAGAGUGCAGAGUGGACAUACGAUUUCCAAGAAACGAUCUAAGGUACCCCUGUCCGAAGCACGAGGACGAGAUAGUUGUUCAUGGAAAAACGGCUGAUGUGGUUGAAGCCGAGAAACGUAUUCUCGGGAUUUAUCAAUCUGAGAAGAACGGUGCCAAAGAAAAGACAAUUGAUGUUCCUCUUUCGGCAUUGAAAAAAGUUCGCCAGCUCCUAGGAGACCGUUUAUGGGACAGAAGCGACAAAUUGAACUAUAUAGGCGUCCAGUUGCUUGACGAAUUCCCAUGUGCUGGUGUGGAUUAUAGUAUCAUGGAGGACGAAGAAAGCGCCAGAGUUACCGUAUAUGGCACGGAAAAGGCUCUCGCCGGGAUACCCAAAGACUUUGAAGAGCCCCGGAAUACGAACUUCACCGCCACAGUUCCUGCUCCAAAGGAAUUUCUUGAUUACUGUGAAAGUAAUGUGUGGGACACCAUUCUACUGGAUGCUGGAGUGGAUGACCUUUCUGAUGAGCAGAAAUCGAACUUGAUUCAAGCGUCUGAGAUAGAAUGUGAAGUGAAGUGCACUGGUGAUGAGAGACUUGUGGAGAUAAUUGUUGAAAUGAUACGGGAACGUCUAGCUGAGUGGGAAGAGCAUGGUGGCCACUGGCUGCUGGAUUAUUGA